Molecule: messenger RNA, 5839 nt
Organism: Pygocentrus nattereri (red-bellied piranha)
Lineage: Eukaryota; Metazoa; Chordata; Actinopteri; Characiformes; Serrasalmidae
Gene: mtmr11
Product: myotubularin related protein 11
Exons: 17
Coding region: 391-2862 (823 amino acids)
Source: RefSeq, a predicted model, not a curated record
UGUUGCUGUGUAACGCGCCAGUGUCAUUUUCACUAUGGCGAAGGCGUAAACAAAGCGGAAAGGCUGGGUUCUUUAUUUUUACCGUUCCUCACUCAGUGUAGCUCCGCGGAGGCGGGUUGAGCUUUUAGAGCCAGGACUGUUUUCCUCAGGCGACAUGACCGAGCCUGGUGGCGGUGCUGAGAGGCUCCUCGUCAGGCUGAAGCGGAGAGGGAAUCCGGGCUUGGGGUCGAGUCUCCGUUAAACUGCAGCUCGUUUCCCUCGAAACCGACCCCUCUGUUCGGAGAGAUAUGGGGUCCAGUGAGCUCUGGGACUCGUUUAACUGACCCACUUUCACCUCCGUCCGUUUUCGCCUGGCUUUGUAGCUGAAUUUGAAGACUUUUUUCGGUCAAGAUGCUGCCCGGCUCGAAGACGACCUUUAAAGUGAGGCAGAUGCCAGACAUCAAGGAGAGGAUAAUGAACCAAAGUGGUCUUCAUGCCCGGGGGAGAGACAUGUUUGGCCUGUGCUGUUUGCCAGGGGAGUGUGUUCUACAGAGAGCGGUCCUGGUGAGGAAGAAGCUGUCUCCUAAAGAAGGAGGAGGCUGGCUGUCCGGCACUUUGUUCUGUACCCAUUUCAGAGUAGCCUUUGUGCCACAGGACAGUCCAAGAGCGGAUGACAACGCUGAUCCUGUUCUUCUUGGAGACCAUGAUGUGGCACUGGCUUCCAUUGAGAAGGUUGUGGCCGUGGGACCAUCCAGGACCAAACUGGUGACCCCCAACUCCUCUCUGAAGUUCACCCCAGAGGAGCUGGUCCUGUACUGCAGAGACCUGCAAGUGCUUUGCUUCCUGUUCGACCGACUCACUCCUGAUACUCAGGCUGUGGAGAUUACGUACACCAUUGCCAAGACAUACCAGCCUCUGAAACCUGGAACCAUCCUGUCCUUCCAGAAUGCUGCUUUGGGUAGUAUUGAAAUGAAGCAGUUCCUGAGCAACCGGCGACGAGACCCUGGCAUGAACUGGUUUGAGAGUUCAGCAGACUGGGAGCAGGAGUUAGAGAGGACCGGGGCAACCGGCUGGAGGGUCAGCUCCGUCAACGACCGCUUUGAAAUGUCCACCAGCCUAUCCAGAUUUAACGUGGUACCUCAGAAGGUUCUAGACACGGAGCUGAAGAAAACGUUCGCCCAUUUCAACGAGGGUCGCAUCCCUCGCUGGUGUUGGCGGCACCCCCGCGGCAGCGACCUGCUACGGAUGGCCAGCUUCCAGAACAACAUCUACCAUGAGAAGGACGACAUCCGGAAUCUGGAGCUGAUUCUUUUCGGAGGGCAGCCGCAGUGUGUGGUGGUGGAUCUCGGGGAGGAGAUGCCCUCACCUGCAGACUUGCAGUUGGCACACACACGGCUUCGCGCCCUAUGCCUUGGGGACAUUUCGUCAUCCGUGUCGGUGCCAGAUGACAAGUGGCUUUCCACUCUUGAAGGCACCCACUGGCUGGACUACAUCAGAUGCUGCCUGAGAAAAGCUGCAGAGGUGGCCUGCUUGCUCAGACGAGGUCAUCUGACUGUUGUGCUGCAAGAGUCAGAGGACCGGGACAUGAACUGUGUGGUGUCCAGCCUCGUGCAGGUGAUGUGUGACCCACACUGCCGGACAGUGGCAGGCUUUCAGGGCCUGGUGCAGAAGGAGUGGGUCAUGGCAGGACAUCGAUUCCUUAGCCGCAUCAACUACCACCGAGACAGCGACAAAGAAGAGGCCCCCAUCUUCCUGCUCUUUCUGGACUGCGUGUGGCAGCUGUGGGCUCAGUUUCCUGCCCGUUUCCAGCUGACUGAGAACUACCUGCUGGCCCUCCACGACAGCCUGCACCUGCCUCUCUUCAGCACCUUCCUGGCCAACUGCCAGAGAGAGCGGUGUCGACGCUCACAGCACCUGCCCCAGAGCUACACCCCUGUAAACGGUCUAAGGGAGUUGCCCAGAGGCUCGGCCGAGGAGCCGGUGGACCCUCCCUACCCUCCCUACCCUCCUGUGUGGGACUGGUCUUUGCAGUACAGCGGCCAGAGACGAGCCCUCUUCAGCCAGCCUGUCUGCCAGCCCUGCUCCCCUGUACCUGUUCUCAACGGAAACCUCAACACCAACACCAACAUGGAGCCCAACUGGCUCAGUGACGGUGUUCCGGGCUCUGUAUUCCUCCUCUCUCGGAGCUCCUUCUCCUGCCCAUCUAACUUGCUGCCUUGGAGAAGUGGAAGCGGUUCAGGCUCAUAUAGAAAGAGCCACCGUAGAGCUCCAUCCUCGGAAAGCCUGCCUGCGCUGGAGCGUCUCAUUAAAGCCUGUGGCCAGCCAGACGCCCCACAAGACUUCCACGACCCCCACCAACCCCUCAUCCCCCUACUUCUGGGCCCCUGCAUCCGCAUCUGGAGGAACUGCUACCUGAGAGGAGCACUGCAUGCGCAGGCUUUCACGCAUCCAAUGUCUUCCAACUCACGGCACCCCGUGGAGCGUCUGGCCUCAGAGGUGGAGCACCUGCGAGAGCGCUUGGCCCAGGCCUCCACAGGACGCCCUUCAAACCGCAAGAGGCACGAGCACCGCCGCCUCGACUCGAACCUCAACCAGAACGCCAACAAUGGCACCUUCCUCUUCUCGUCCUCGUCCUCUUCCUCCUCCUCAUCUUCCUCCUCCUCUUCCUCUUCUUCCUCCUCUUCAUCCAGGACGUCCCAACAGGAGAGCCCCUGCCGCGUUUCGGGGCGUCCACCCACAGCCCCCCGGUACAGAGAUGGUGGCGGCAAGCAUACAUUUCUGUUUGGCCACCAGGGGGAGCCACAGGGCAGCCAGCGCUACGCCCCCAGCCCCAGUGCCAAACUGCCCAAGAACAGCGGCCCAGCUGGGGCCAAGACACACUGAGGUGUAGGUAGGGAAGAAGACCAUGAAAACAAUGCACUUGUGCAAUGCACUCAGUUAGUGGAUAAAUCUGCCGGACCAAUAUGGACCAACUCUUAGCAAUAUUCUACGCAAUUGUCCAGUUUUAUCCGUGAAGGGUCACUGUGGCUACGCAAACAAGCAACUGAACUGAACAAUUGGGGUCCUGAAACUCGUUUUGGAGUGAAAACAUGCAGCCACAGCGUCCCUUUUGCGGAUAGCAUUGGACCCGUGUCCUAGACUACAGCACUUUCAUACUCGCCAGCCAUUUCAGUGGUGUGUUAAUAAUAUUUCUGCCAAAUCUGUAGCAUAGCAUCGAUUACUGUGGACAGUAAUUUUCCUCUUAUUCUGCCUGACAUAUAGUAUUAGCUUUAUGUCACUGUGGAGCUCACAAGUUCAACCCUGGGUGAUGCCGUAGCCGUCUGUGGCCAGGAGUCCAAGGGUGUUUUCACACCUACCUUGUUUGGUGAGCAUUAAUAGAGCUUGAAGAGUUUCGUGCCAAAAUGCUGUAACAUGCAUUCGUAACAAUUCUGGAUAUAACACGUUUUUGAACAGAAGUGCAUUUGAUUUUGGCACAUGGAUUCUGGAACAUAAUCUUGGCCAAACAUCAGCGUCUAAUUUGUAUUUAAUUUGACAAACAAAUCAGUUAUAAAUUCAUAUCACAUUUCGACGUGAGCCGUCUCGAAUCGCAGUGGGUCGGAUUAUAUAUUUAUAUCAAGGUCACAUUAUAAUAGGCCAAUGAAAGUUAAACACGGUCGGUUUGUGGUACUAAUGGAGACAAAAGGGACAGCACGUCCAGUAAAUGAACAGGCACACUUGUGAUUUGGUGCUGUUACAGUGUGAAUCCAACCUUUGCGCAUGUUCGAAUCUGAUCGUGAUCUUGUUGUUAUACACCAUGUUAUUUGUUUGGCCAUAUGUUUAUCAAAAACUUGAUAAAACUAACUUGAUUUGUGGUUAGCUAAUCACAACUAUUGUCCGUAUCGUCUACAACACCGAUAAUUAGAUUAAAAAUAGAAAAUAAUAAUAAUACUAAUAAUGUAUAUGCAUGGCAGUCCACACUGUGCUUUUGGUUUAUACUGCUGACACCACCCAAACAUAUAAAAUAUAGCUAGUGCAUCUCAUACAUUGCAAUAAUACACCGUUUAAAUAUUUUAAUUUCAAUAAAAUAAUCAUACUAUUCAGUUACGUUAGUCUAUCGUCUUUAAAAACCGUUCAUUUCGCAUGUUCUUUUCAGCCGUCGUAAUUUUAACACUAUAAAGUUUGAUCAAUAGGGGGAGCAGCGCACUCACUGCUUGACCUCCAACUCCGCAUAAAACUGCUGCUUUAUUGGCUUUCAUGCAAAUGAUAUGUAAAUGAGGUGCUGGUAGACUGGCGCUUGAUUUCACGCACCGCGCUUAGAUCUCCACUUGUUUCGGACAAAACUUUUGCUAAUCAGACAAGUUGUACGUCGUUGAAGGUGGUCAUUUCAAGUAGGUGUGAAAACAGCCCGGGACAGCAUGAUUGGACCCAAUGAUAAUUGACCAUAUGCUACACAUGUGGCAGAGAGACUAGGCUGGACUACUCCUUAAAGCACCGAUGAUCACGAUGAAAACAAGGAUAACACACGAAAGCACAGCAUUUCUUCAGUCUGAGUUUCUUCCAAAACAUUUCUUGGAAGUUACCUACUUUGUAUAUAGUAGCUAUGUAUUGUAGGUAAUUGUAGACAUAUAGACAUAUCAUAUUUUAUUUUCAACAUGUGUUCACUGAUUCUAUCCUAAUGAAGACAUAAAUCUAAACCUUUAAAGAAGUAGAUCCAGUAGUGAUGCAGGGGGCGCAUAGAGAGGGAAUGAACUAAUUAUGCAAUGGAGGUGUUGUGCUUUGUGAUGUGAGUGUAAAGUGCUUAGGCCUUCUGUACAUUAUGCCAAAUAUUGAUUUGAUCAUUUAUCGUGUGAAUCGGUAUAGAAGGCUUUGAUUUGAUUAGCUUAGGUGUGUGAUUUUUUUAACGGGACGCUGUUGAUCGUGAUAUUUUCCCUUCCCGUCCAUAAAGACAGGAAAAUGGCUGCUGCUCAUUCCAUGAAGAAAUAGGUAAGAGAUUUCCCUCAUCACCACUAGAGGGAGACAGUGUCUAUGGGACCACAUGAUGAUCUGUUGGGAAUUAACCUGGAUAUUGUGACACAGUAUCUGUGGCCUGAGGGGGGGGAUCUGUACACAGAGGCACAAUGCCAGCUGUAUAUAUUGCAUCUAUUGAUUUUUAAUUCCAGUAUUAAUUAACUGAAAGCAGAAAGACAUUUCAGAAGAAGAAAAACAACCUUUUUGCAUCGUCUAAGUUAUUUAUACCUUCCUUCAUCUGCAUUUUCGAUUAAUAUUUAAGUAUUAUUUCUUACUUUAGCGUUUAUGGACAGUAACGUAGUUUGUUAAGUCAUGAUGAAAGUGAAUCGUGUGUGUGGAUCAGGUGACAGUAGGCGGUUGAUUGUCAGGACGUGCUAAUAUUUAAUGAAAUGUUUUUAUUUUUGAUCACUGAUACAUGAACAUGUUCACUGGUACUCCAACAUCAGCAUUAAUGCACAGAGUUUCGGUUCCUCGUUCCACAAAGUGUGUUUAUUUGUUUGUGUAUUUUCACCGUCUUAAGCAAAGGUUCAGGUUUUCUUAAGGCAGUGAUGAUACCUCAAUGUCUUAAAUGGAAAUUCCAUUAAAUUUCGCUUUAUGUUGCUGAUGUAAGCAGUUAUUUAAAGUGGUUUGAUGUGAAAUAAUACAUGUUUAUAUGCAUAUAUAUAUAUAAGUUUACAGAAGAAAGGAGAAAACCUUUUCUUUUAGUGUAAUUAAAUGAUACCAGACAUUUCUCCCAUGUGAUUUUAUAUCAUUUCUUUUGGUCCAGGGUAAAGGGUACUUUUAAAUUAUGUCAAAAACUUAAAAGUGACAAAAAUGGAGAUGGUUUUUAUAAUAUAUAUAUAUAUUAAAGAUUAAGUGACCCUUAUUAGUUCCA